This is a messenger RNA of Plutella xylostella (diamondback moth), 1680 nucleotides long. RefSeq names its product S-methyl-5'-thioadenosine phosphorylase. Gene Ontology annotation, cellular component: cytosol. The record is from RefSeq and is a predicted model, not a curated record. Gene Ontology annotation, molecular function: protein binding; S-methyl-5-thioadenosine phosphorylase activity. Lineage: Eukaryota; Metazoa; Arthropoda; Insecta; Lepidoptera; Plutellidae. Gene Ontology annotation, biological process: nucleoside metabolic process.
UUUAAAAGUAUUUCAAUAGAUUGUUUACAAAUUGAUAAGCGUUAUCACUAACGUCACUUUGACACUUUGCGAGUUAUCUAACCUCAAUUUUUGGUACGAGAUCAAAUAAAAUUUAUCAAUAAAUCAUGGCAUACGAUUUACAAAAAGAAGAAGACGUUAAAGAAUACAUAGAGAACCUCGGUAUAGAGUACCGGUUCGGUUGCUACCAGGAAAAAAAGCCACAAGUAUGUCAUCUUUUGGGCGAUUAUUUCGAAGCUGUGAAGAAAGAUUUCGACAAAGCUCGUAAGGUGUUUAAAAGCAACUGCAUGGAUUAUAACUAUGGGAAGUCUUGUCUGAAGAUUGGCAACUACACGCUGGUCGGUAAAGGCAAUGAGUUGGGGAAUGUCCCGGAAGCCCUAACCUAUUUUGAGAAGGGUUGUGAACUGGGGGAGCCCACUGCCUGCCUGCAUGCUGGCAUGAUUCUGACCGCCACUGGACCCGCCAUCACCACUAAAAGAGAUGUGCCAAAAGGAUUCAACUACCUCAAGAAUGGCUGUGACAACAAUGUAGACAUGGCAUGUCACUAUCUCUCCGGAAUGUACAUCAGUGGAGUUCCCAAAAAUGUAAAGGACUACAAUCCACACAGGCCAGACAAGAACAAAAACAUUGAAUUCCUAAUAAAACCAGAUAUGAAAGAGGCAUUUAAGUUUGCACUCAAGGGGUGCGAGCUUGGGAAUGUUUACGCCUGUGCUAAUAUCGGUAUAAUAGGCGGGUCAGGGUUCGACGACCCCACUCUGUUCGAGAACCAGGUGACUCGCCGCGUGACCACGCCGUUCGGGGACCCCUCUGACGUCAUCACGGAGGGGGAGAUCAAGGGGGUGCCGUGCGCUCUGCUCGCCCGCCACGGGAGGAAGCAUCAGAUACAACCCAGUGACGUGAACUACCGCGCCAACAUCUGGGCUCUCAAGCAGGCGGGCUGCACUCACGUGCUGGCGACCACGGCCACCGGGUCUCUGGUCGAGCAGUACCGGCCGGGGGACCUGGUUAUACUGGACGACUUCAUUGAUCGCACAUGGGGCCGCAAAUGCACAUUCUACGACAACACAUGCGACGUGACACGAGGCGUGUGCCACGCUCCCAUGCACCCCGCGUUCUGUGAGCGAGCAAGACAAGCGUUGUACCGAGCGGCCAUCGCCAGGGGCUAUGUGUGCCACGAGACGGGGACUGCUGUCGUUAUACAGGGACCCAGGUUUUCGAGCCGAGCCGAGAGUCUGAUGCACCGGCAGUGGGGCGGCCAUCUUGUCAACAUGACCACCGUACCUGAGGUGGUGUUGGCAAAGGAGGCAGGUCUCAGCUACGCGGCAGUGGCGCUAGUCACUGACUACGACUGUUGGAGGGAAAAUGAGACCGCUGUGUCAGUGAGCGAGGUGCUAGCGAUGUUCUCAAAGAACGUUCAGAAAGCAGCCGACGUGAUCGUGGACGCCGUGCAGAUACUGGCGGCCGACACCGACACGGCUUACCUCGACGCGCAUAAGGAAUUAGUGAAGUCGUCCAUUAUGUUGAAAGAAUAACAGUACAAAGAAAAUAUAAUCUCUAUAUUAAAAUUAAGCUUGAAAUGUUGAUACAAUCUGCAUUUAUUUAGUUGCCAAUAUAAUUGGAGCACAAUCUACAAUAAAUAUUUUAUGCAAGAUACAAAAACUU